Nicotiana attenuata is the source of this 1707-nucleotide messenger RNA. RefSeq lists its product as uncharacterized. Bases 157 to 813 code for a protein of 218 amino acids. The transcript is spliced from 2 exons. The record is from RefSeq and is a predicted model, not a curated record. NCBI's taxonomy places the organism in Eukaryota, Viridiplantae, Streptophyta, Magnoliopsida, Solanales, Solanaceae.
UCAAAACUUAUCACAAUCUUCUUGCGCUCUAACUGCAAUUUGCUCAAAGCUCUCUAAUUUAUUUAUUUGCUCACAGUCAUUCUGAAAAGCUUUCUUUAUUUUUCUUAUUGCUAGUGUUUUUUCAAUUACUGUUUCAAUUAGUUUCAUUUUCCAUCAAUGGCAGAAACAAAGGAAUGCCAUGUUAUCGUCGAAAUCCCAGUAGACGAAGAGCAUCAAAAUAUACUUGUAUGUGCAAUUCAACAUCACCCAUUAAUGGAAAUCUCAAAAAGCCCAGGUCAUCUCUUACUUCUCAAGCUUUGGCAAAGAGAAGAGGAUCUCUCCGGCCGCAGAAUUGCGGCCAAAGAGACCCGAAUGGACAGCAUUCGAAGAGAAAUAUUUCAACUUUGUUGUUUUUUCUUUAUAUUUCAUGCACUUUUCUUUACAAUUUUAUUCACAUCUAUUUCAGAAGACAACCAACAUAAUAAUUUCGCGUGCCACAAAUGGUGGAUCCCAUCAGUGGUAUCAGUUUGCACAUCAUUUUUUAUAGUGUUUUUGGUACAGUUGAAACUUUACAGGUUUUGGAAAGUGUCGAAACAGUUGCAAAGGGAGAGAGGGGAUGGUAGAGCAUUGACGAGGUGCAUUCAAGAAUUGAGAAUGAAAGGGGGGAGUUUUGAUCUGUCAAAAGAACCACAGAUUGGGAAGAAAAUGAAGAGCUCAAGUGUGGAGAUCAAAUGGAAGCCUUUAACUUGGUUAUCUCAAUAUGCAGUAACCAUUUGUCUUAUUUGUUUCACAGGAUUGGUGUUCCCAGCUUCCAGGCUCGUCCUCUGCGCUUAAAUCAGCUAUUUGGAAUCGUUGCUCCUUGCUCGGGCAGAAAUGGGGGAUAGAUACCUAGCAAGGAUGUAAGAUUGAGAAGUCCCAUCUGUUAGACACAGAGUCGACUGGCUCGAAAAAGAAUCCGAAAGCAUUACAUGGCAAGAACUGAUUGAGAUGGGAGAUAUUAGGGAAGGUUCCUUAAUUUCAUAUUACUACAAGGAAGGUGCUAGCAGCGGUCAAAAGAAGAAAACAGGGGUUCUCGGUUCUGGGAAUGAAAUGGUACCAGCAUUGAGCAGCAGCAACAACAACAACAACAACGACCCAGUAAAAUCCCACAAAGUGGAGUCUGGGGAGGGUAGUGUGUACGCAUACCUUACCCCUACCCCGAUGGGGCAGAGAGGCUGUUUCCGAUAGACCCUCGGCUCAGGAAGACGGAAGGUAUACCAGCAUUGAGCAUGAUUGAAUAUUCGUUUUUGGUUGAAUUUGACUAAGCAUGAUCAUAAUGAAGAUGAAGCCUGACCCGGCUGGCAAAUUGCAAACAUAAUCAGAGAUAAAAGAGAUCCAGCUGAAGGGUACUUUCAUUUUUGGUCAUGUAUUCAGAGAAGAGAGCUGUGCUGAGAAUCACUUGGCAAAUUGGGGUGCCAACACAAAGAAAUUCUAUUUCAUUGCCUGCACAUGUUAGUUAAAGCCACAUUGAGGGAAAUGGGCCAUCUUUAAGAUCAUAUUCGGACCUAGAGAAAGGACUUGUAAGUUAGAUCCUAACUAUAUAAUCUAAUGCUAACAUUAGCACUCUUUUGUGAGGUAAGGCCUAGUCCCCCUCUCUAUGUACUUCAUUUCUGCCAUACAUUUAAAUUCCAACAAAAGGAAGGCCACGUAUUUUUGUUGGUCAUUUUUAAGAGGAAUGUUUCUCUUUGA